UCAUCGGGGGCGUCCCUGCUGAAACCACACUCAUCUUUCGCUCUCUUACCUUCCCUUUCACACACACGCCUAGCCUCACAGUUACACACGCGCACACACACACACACAGCUGCCAACAUGUGCCUUUCAGCAGCUUUCCUCCUGCUGACCCUGUGCGGUCCUUCUUUUGGUCAGUAUCUGUCCAGGUUCAACAUGGCCGGAAUCACCGGUUCGGUCCAGUUUGACUCGGUACAACAGACAGCCGCCGUAAACCUCAGUGGCCCAAACAUAGAAACUUGUGGCUCCUUCAAUUUGACGCUCACAGAGUUUCCAGUGAUGUACGGCCACGUAGCCCAGCCUUGUGAGAAAGCCCACAUAGGAGAGCGUGUGUUCAUGUUGUCUGUUAACAGUUCUGUUUCUGUAGUUAACAUUUCCCAACUGCUCCAGCAAAUUCCCAACCUGGAAGCACGCUCUUUAUUGGUGGAAUCAUGUAAUGGCAUCAAGGCCUGUGCAGGGGUCAUAGCAGAGUCAAAGGUCAUCACUUGGCAGGCUCGGUUCUUUAGUGUCGUGGCUGGGAAUAUCUACCUCCGGCAGGUAUUAGGGCAACCGAACGGCACACUUCUCUCUAACCUGGUCAGUCUGAAUCAGAAUAACUCCUCUUUUUCUAACAUGAGUAUUUUUCUAUCUCGGAGCUCUGCUGCUAGCUGUGAAGCGUUGCUGGGCAGCCUGAACCCAAACAGUCUGAUAAAGUCGGGCCAGCUGAUGGUAGGCAAUCCUCUCGAACCUGUCAAGUCCCGAUUAGAGAUCCCAUCUCUUGAUGCUGGAUUUCGCUUCGCUCUCUUCAAACCCAGCGCAGAGUAUACGUGUUCUGAGAUCCGUCUUUUAGAACCGAAGCACGUCAGUGCUCUGAUAGACAUGAGAGGGGUGAAAGGUAACAUCAUCUUUCACCAGUCAUCUCCCUUUGACCUUACAACACUUUCUCUGAACCUCACCAACCUAAACAGAAGGGUUGGGCCAUACCACGUUCAUCUGUUUCCCACCCCACAGAUGAGGUCACCCCCUGAGAGCACCUGCAGCAAUGAUAAUGUUGGGGGCCACUGGAAUCCUUUUGAUGUGAACACUCAGCCACCUGUGUAUCCCCCAGCCCCUGGCUCAACCCAUGACUACUACGAAACUGGUGACCUCAGUUCCAGACAUGGAUUGUUAAGUAAUGCAGACGACAUCCAGGCAAGUUUCACAGACUGGAAUCUGCCCCUCUUUGGACAGAACAGCAUUGUCGGCCGUUCUGUGGUUCUGCAUCAGCCUGACGGUACAAGGUUUCUCUGCUCAAGCAUCGGCUAUCCUGGGGAAGUGGUCACAGCCAGGGCCAUCUUCCAGAGCCCAGUGGUGGGGACUAUCCUGUUCACCCAAUUGAAAGAAAACCCUUACUCAGAUGUCUCAGUGUUCCUGGACUUGUCCUACGGAAGACCAAAUACUCCUGCAACUCAGAAACACCACUGGCACAUUCAUAAAUACCCCAUCAGCACAGAGACAGACAAUGAUGAGGGUUGCUGUUUGUCCACUGGGGGACACUGGAACCCUUACAAUAUUAACACUAGCGUAAGUAGCUAUAAUGUAAACUGUAGACCGGAAUGUCCUUUUGCCUGUGAGAUCGGAGACCUGUCCAGCAAACACAAGAUGCUGAAUUUGUCAGCAAAUGUGGGGAAACUACCUAGCAAGAAUUUCUUCACAGACACUACAGCCUGGGUGUCUGGACUAAGCAGCAUGAUUGGUCGAUCGGUAGUGAUCCACGGCCCCAAUGAGACUACCCCUCGCAUUGCCUGUGCCAACAUCACACUCCUGCGCUUCCCCUCGUGUCAAACUGGAUCCUGGCAUGGGUCAGGGACAUCUGGGGGAAAUGUCAACUUUUUCCAGCUCUCUCCCCAGGGUCCGACAAACAUCCAUGUCUCUCUGACUAAUUUGGAGGCCAAAGCUGGCGGAUAUCAUGUCCAUCUACUCCCAGUAACGAGUGGAGCAGAGGCGUGCUCCAACGAGAAUGUCAUGGGCCAUUUCAACCCAUAUGGCGUGAAUAUCUCGACGUCUCCAUCACCAGGGAAUGGCACAGUGGAUCAGUAUGAGAUUGGCGAUAUCAGCGGGAAGUUUGGGAGUCUAGCUGAUCAGAACCAAUUUGAGAACCAUUACAAGGACAGUAACAUGCCACUGAGUGGACCCAACAGUAUCAUAGGACGGUCGCUGGUUAUACACUACAGGAAUGGAUCAAGGAUGCAGUGCGCUGACAUCACAGCUAUGAACUCUGACGGGUACUGGAUCAUCGCCAGGGCCAUAUUCAACAGCAGUGUGAAGGGCAAAGUAAUCUUGUCCCAGCAGAGUUUUCCUGACGGCAGCUUCAGUGAUGUGACCCUGCUGGUGGAUCUCAGAGAGUCUAACACUGUUAACGUCACAAACGCUUCCUGGUACAUAACUGAAAGUCUUGUCAAUGGAACGGUGGCUGGAUGUCCGGGAAAUGGAGUGAUUUAUAACCCUUACAACAUGUCAGCUCAGAGCUCUAACUGUGCCCCGCUCACCUACUUGGCUUGCGAGGUUGGAGAUCUGACCAGCAGACACGGUUCUGUCAGUUUAACACAAAGGCAGCUCUUCACUGAUGCAAAUCUUCAGCUGGCUGGAGAUUACACAGUUAUUUAUAGAUCGCUGGUCCUGAAGGUAGGGAACAAGACCAUCGACUGUGCGGACAUCGUCCCUGGGUCACUGUCGGCACAGCAGAUGUUCCCGAGCAUGACAAAAUUCAGCAGAUACGAUUUCCGGAAAAGAGUGGCGGACGUGCUGGGGGUCCCAAUGUCCCGGGUGUCCAUCUUACCCGGCUCCUUCUCAACCAUGGAAGGAGGGAAGUGCCAGCAAGUCACCUUUCUCGUGUCAGGUGACAUGAGCCUGCAGAAGCUGUCUGCUGUGAAGGACAGCGAGAUGAUGGGCAUGUACAAGCAGAAUGAACUGUGUGUGAAAAGUGGCGUUGCAGGAUUUCUCACCUCACACUGUGGAACCGUCCACGUCUUCACCCUGACCAUCAUUUACCUCCUGCACUCUCUGCUUGUGCGCUGGACGUCUCAGUGACAUCAACAGUGCUGAAUUUCCUCCUGGAGAUCUUCUGCAGCUGUGUGAAGCCUGCUUAAAGCUCCAAGACUUAGUGUGGAUGAACUGUCUCGAGGUGGAAGAGCUCAAAUCACUCGGAAUCAACGGCUGUAAAAUAAUACUCCGAUGAAAUAAACGGUUGUUUUUAUGGUUCUUUGUUUUACUUCCGUAGAAUUUGAACCUGCUUAUACUGUUUCCUGAUUUGCCGUCAUGUCUAGUUGCUGAUGUGUGUAUGAGUUAAUGUUUGCGUGUAUUUGUACCAUUCACCACUGUAUAUAUUGCAUAUCCCCAAAUCCUAAUAUGCUUUGUUGCACUUAUUUGUGAUUUGAAUGAUUGACAUGACUGUGUACUGAAUCCAGUAGAAUCUGAUUUUAACGUGCUUUGGAUGAGCUGUGCAGUUUCUGUGUAGCUAAAAUCAAUUAAAUCCGUCCUGAAAUCUGUCUAAUUCAGCAUUUUUACGUAUAUACACUUAUCAACAUAUAUGAUAUGUACAAUCCAUUUUGGACAACAAAAUCGCCAUGGUGCAUCAAAAUGCCCUCUAGGAUGACCUUCCAGAGGAGAACAUGAUGAAAUGCCCCCUAGGGUGCUGCAACAAAUUGACAGAGAUUAAUUCAAAAAUAAUAACAACAAUUUAAUAUUUCAUAUCUAUAUCUAUGUUACAGCUACGAAGAAACCCGGAAAUUUUUGUGAUUUCUCUCUAAUGAGGGAAAAAAAGGAAGAAUUGUGGGCGGGGCUAAUCGGGUGUAAAAUGUGCAUAAAUGUCGUACCCCUGGAUUAAACACACUUUACA
Molecule: messenger RNA, 3892 nt
Organism: Hemibagrus wyckioides
Lineage: Eukaryota; Metazoa; Chordata; Actinopteri; Siluriformes; Bagridae
Gene: cusr
Product: Copper-only SOD repeat protein
Exons: 10
Coding region: 118-3084 (988 amino acids)
Biological process (GO): superoxide metabolic process
Molecular function (GO): metal ion binding
Source: RefSeq, a predicted model, not a curated record